UUUAUAUUUUUUGUUCAAUUUGUUGCUUGACUGUGGCGAAAUUUUCCUGAAGAAUUGUUCGCAAAUUGGAAUUUUCUUACGAAAAGUAAUUUAUAUACUACAUUUAAAUAAAUAAAAGACGUACACCGUUAAUAUAACUUUGGAAUAUAAUAAAGCAAGAUCUCAUCAUGGGAGUACCAAAGUUUUUCCGCUACAUAAGUGAACGUUAUCCAUGCCUUAGUGAAUUGGCAAGAGAGCAAUCUAUUCCAGAUUUUGACAAUUUAUACUUGGACAUGAACGGCAUCAUUCACAACUGUUCACAUCCAGAUGAUACUAAUAUUCAUUUCAACAUUACAGAGGAAGAAAUGUUUAAGGAUAUUUUUAAUUAUAUUGAUAAAUUAUUCUUUCUGAUAAAACCUCAAAAACUGUUCUUUAUGGCAAUUGAUGGCGUUGCGCCACGUGCUAAAAUGAAUCAACAAAGAAGUCGUCGUUUCCGUUCGGCCAAAGAAGCUGAAACACUUGAGAAGUUGGCCAACACCCGUGGUGAAGUUAGAGAACAUGAACGUUUUGACAGUAAUUGCAUUACACCGGGUACGGAAUUCAUGGAUCGCUUACACGAGGGCUUGCGCUAUUUUAUUAAAAGUAAGAUAAGCGCUGAUCCACUUUGGCAAAAGUGUCGUGUUAUACUUAGCGGACAUAAUUCUCCUGGUGAAGGUGAACAUAAAAUUAUGGAUUACAUACGCUAUUUGAAAUCUCAAAGUGAUUUCAAUCCAAACACUCGUCACUGCCUCUAUGGUUUGGAUGCUGAUUUAAUUAUCCUGGGUCUAUGUACCCAUGAGCUUCAUUUUGUGGUGUUGCGCGAAGAAGUUAAAUUCGGUAAGAAAACUAAGAAGGCAUCUGUUGAAGAAACACGAUUUUUCUUGUUGCACUUGGGUUUAAUGCGUGAAUAUUUGGAAAUGGAAUUUAAUGAGAUAAAACAACAAGACCCGAAUUUCGAUAUUGCCAAAUUAAUAGAUGAUUGGGUACUAAUGGGAUUUCUAGUCGGUAACGAUUUUAUACCCCAUUUACCCUGUUUGCAUAUUUCAUCGAAUGCUUUGCCCUUGUUAUAUAGAACAUAUAAAAAGAUAUAUAGCAGUCUGGGUGGCAACAUUAACGAAAACGGCAAACUAAAUUUGGAACGUUUAGAAAAGUACUUUGCAGCUUUAGCCGAGGUAGAAUUUGAAAUAUUUCAGGAUAAUCAUGCAGAUCUCAAAUAUUUUGAAGCUAAACAAUCAAAGAAUGGCGUUGAUGAAGCCUUUGACUUUGAUGUGAAUGAAAUUAAUAAUGAAAAUACUGAUAACGAUUUGGCAGCUUUAAUUGAAAGUAGUAGACAGUUUCUUGAAGAUGACGAUGAAGACUUGUCAGAUAAUGAUCAACACAUAAACGAUGAGUUUGAAAACUACAAACGUAAUUAUUAUAUGAACAAAUUGAACAAGGACAAUUCCAACAGCGAACAUACAAGAGAACAAGCGAUUUGCUAUAUAACGGCAUUACAAUGGAUAUUAGACUAUUAUUAUCGUGGUGUGCAAUCAUGGGAUUGGUAUUAUCCUCACCAUUAUGCUCCCUUUAUAAGCGAUUUGAAAGGCUUCCAAGAUUAUGAAAUCAAAUUUAACAUGGGCAAACCAUUUCUACCCUUUCAACAGUUGUUGGCAGUGCUCCCAGCCGCCAGUAGGACCCUAUUGCCGGCAGCCUAUAGAGAUCUAAUGACCAGCGCUAGCAGCGACUUGAUAGAUUAUUAUCCAGAAGACUUUGCAACCGAUCUCAAUGGCAAGCAGCAUGAAUGGGAGGCUGUUGUUCUUAUUCCUUUUAUAGAUGAAAAAAUACUAUUAGAAGCCAUGGCAGCAUGUGACCAAAAUUUGAUGCCUAGCGAACGAAAACGUAACCAACACGGUCCUAUGUUGCAGUACGAUUACCAUCCCGAGUCCCAAGGACAAGUUGCAGGCGUAUAUUCGCUCAAAGCAUUAUACCACGUAUUUUGUACAGAAAAACCAUUUUGGUCGCAAGAUAUUUUAGUAUCUCCUCAAAAGACUGUCUGUGUCGAACUGCCUAACGCAGCUCGCUCAGUAUUUUUCCCAGGUUUUCCUACUAUGAAACAUUUAAAUUAUAAGUUUCAAAUUAAGAAUGGUCGUGUCAAAGUUUUUGACUAUCCCAGUCGUAACGAAAAUAUGAUUCUUCAACCGGAAAGUCGCAAAAAUAUGGACGAUGUUUAUGCAGUAGCUGAAAAAUAUCUAAAUCAAAUCAUUUUCAUUGGCUGGCCUCACUUAGUUAGGGCCAAAGUUGUAGGCGUAUCAAAUAAGGAGAAAUACAUAGAUGUGGAUGGUAUUAAAGAUUUGGAACCGAAAAUAUUCGAUUUUCAUGUUAAAACAGCCCAAGAACAUUUAUCCACACGCAUGGGCAUCGAAUUUUCAGAUUAUUCUGUUAUGGUUCAUGUACGAACAUAUACAGGUUCGUCAUAUAUAUGUGGCAGCCAGGGAAAAGUCACCAACAACGAAGUGUGGAGUCAAUUCACUACAGCCUAUCCUGCUCAGGGGGUGGUGUCUCAUAUUGCCAUUCACAAUUCCGUGACGAACCAACAUAAGAAAAUUGAACAAUUGUUUCCAGAAAACAGCAAAAUAUUUUUUGUGGGCAAUCCAUAUUACGGCAGUGAGGGUGUAGUCAUGAAUCCUAUGUUGGUAUAUGAGUGUGGCAGGCUUAAAGUAAAUAUUACCGUAUUACCAGAACCGGACUUUUCCGAAGCGAAAUACGUUCAAAACCAACUUGAAAGAGACUACAUAAAUACGUAUCAGGCAGCUGCUCAAAUCGGUAUACAUGUGAAAAGCUUAGCCCGUAUUACAGGCUCUGUGCUGGUUGUUAAAGGUGGCAGGCGUCCUAAAGCAGAUCUUCCCGAUAAUUUGCCAAAAUUAAAUAUAGGUCUACAGUUUAAAUAUAUCAAACAACAAGAAGAGCUGGCUGGUUAUGCUAGACGCAUUGACAACCAGUGGUUCCUGUCUACCAAGGCUAUUGCUCUUAUACAAUUGUAUGUAGCAAGAUUUCCCGUUGUGAUUGAGUAUUUGAGCAAAGCCUCAGAUCGUGCUGAGUUGCUUUUCGAACAGGAUCUGUUUCCCUUGGACGUUGGAGAAAAGAAGGUAGAAGAAAUAGUGUCCUGGCUGAAAGAGCAAGAUCACGCGAAGGCCGAAAGGGUAGCUUGCGGAUCGAAAACUAUGGAAAAAGAAUCUGUAGAAAAAAUUUUAGACGCCAUCGAGCAAUUAAAGACUCUACCGGUUAAGACAGUGAAACUGCAAGUAAAGCCCCAUCUGUUACUUAAACCCGAUGUUAGUUUGCCUGAUGUAUACAAGGCCAAAAGGUCAAUUAAAUUAUUCGAUCGUGUCGUUAUUGUUAAAACUACUUACAUGGUUCCUCUUGGUUCUAAGGGUACUGUUGUUGGAAUUUAUCCUGUAAGUGAUCCAAAUCCAGUACGUUUGGAAUGUGUUAAAGCUGUGGAUAAUUUUUACGAAAUUCUCUUUGAUAAACACAUACCAAAUGGUAACGACAUGCAUGGUAUUGCCUCACAGCGUGUGUACAAAGUACCAGAAUCUUCCGUCCUUUUAAUAUUUACUCAAGAUAACAAUAGACAAAAUGACAAUUUCUAUGACUCGAAAAUGUCCUGUCAAUUAGAAGACAAUAAAGAUGUAUCCAUGAAGUCAUGGAGAAGACAGAGUAACGUGCCAACUACCACAAACUCUGUAAACAACGAUUCGACUGUGACAAAUGCAGAGGCAGUUAAACAACAAACACAAGUUGUAGAAAAAGGCGGCGAUGAUUUUUGGAUGCCUGCUGUAAAUACAAAACAGAAACAUUCAAAUACAAUUAAAAUUAUGCAAAAUCCCAAUCAAACUCUUCAAUCAAAUUCAUCAAACAAUAUCAACCAACUACAACAUCACACAACAACAGCAUCAUCUGUAGAACCGCAGCAGUGCAAUGAUGGCACACAACUUUUAAAGUCCCUUUUAGGUUUAUCGGCUAAUCAAUCUCAGGUUAUCCCCGGACCAGCAGUUUCAGCUAAACCACAAUUGCCGCAACCACCAACAAGUUGGCGUACAGAUGCUCAAAAAAUGCCCGUCAUGCCACAUAAUUUCCCUCGCAUGCCUCUUCCACAAAAUCCCUAUAUGCCAUCGAAUGCACCUUUAGCUCUAAUCGGAGGCAAUGUUGUCCCAUUGCCAUCCACCCAACAAAUGAUGUCCCAAUAUCAACAACAGCCACAUAUGCAGUUUCAACAAGGAAAUCAAACAACUCAACAACCGCCGCAUUACCAACAAUUGGCGCAGCAGCAGCAAAAUGUAACGAUGCCACAAGACAAAAUAUUCAGUUUAAACAGCUUAAAUCAAAAGGGUGCAUUUAUACCGCUCCAAGUUUCACGCGGAAAUAACAGUUUCUCAAACAAUGGACAAGCAGCCACUACAUCAUCGAAUAAUCAAAUUGAUUCACCAUCUACCAUCGUUCAAAAUCUAAACGAAUUGUCUUUGCACGGCAUUAUCGAUGGAGACAAUAUAAAGCAAGAAACUACUGAUAUUAAGCCCUCUUAUGGACGCAAGAAACCUCCACGUGUUCCAAAAAUUGGAGCUAAAUUCGAUAAAAAAUAAACACAUAAAAGGAGGAAUGGAAUAAAUUGGACUUAUCAUUACUGUUCUUAAUGUUAGAAAAAAAUACGAUUAUUUUACUUUACAUUGGUUUUAUCAAAAUUAAUUUCACAUUUUUUUUAUCUGUGUACGUAAAUUUCUUUAAUGUUUAUUAUAUGAAACUUAUAUUUUAAGUAAAAAAAAACAAAGCAAAAUAAUAAAUCAAUUGUAAAAUAUGAAA
Molecule: messenger RNA, 4854 nt
Organism: Calliphora vicina (urban bluebottle blowfly)
Lineage: Eukaryota; Metazoa; Arthropoda; Insecta; Diptera; Calliphoridae
Gene: pcm
Product: pacman
Exons: 20
Coding region: 168-4637 (1489 amino acids)
Biological process (GO): nuclear-transcribed mRNA catabolic process
Molecular function (GO): 5'-3' exonuclease activity; nucleic acid binding
Source: RefSeq, a predicted model, not a curated record